AUGUCCCAACCACUGAAAUGCAUCGAGUGUGGUGUCCAACCGAUCCGUCUCCUCAAAAUGGGACCGACGAUGCCGGAACAGGUAAAAGAAAUGUUCACACCAAUCCACGAGGACAUUCAAAAAAUCACAAAGGAUCUCGGCCGAUCGAUCACUUUUCAAGCCCGCCAACGGGCGAAUCUAUUCAUGGGAUUGACGAAGAAGGAGCGACACUUUGACCGAUUGAGAGAAGCACACAAUGAGCAGAAGGCGAAAAAAGAUAAUUAUAAGAAACAACUCGAGACGGCGUACGAACUGCUUCAAGCGAAAGAUCUCGAAAUCUCGGCACUAAAAUCGUCUCUGACUGUCGCUCAACAAGCCACGCCCCUUUUCACUCAAGCUCCGCCCCCUCCUCAACCGUCAAUGAAAUCGGCGGACACAAUGACGACGCCGUCGAUGAUUCGCAUAUUCAGUGACUCUAUGUAUAAUCGGACACCGAAAAGUGAUAAAACGGAGAAGAAGAAGCGAAUUUCAGAGAUUCCAGCGUUUUUGAGAUUCACCACACCGGCCAACCCACCACACAUGUUCCCACACUUGGCCAAAUUGGAAGCGGCGAAAAAGAGUGCUCAGCAUAGUCAAUAA
Molecule: messenger RNA, 618 nt
Organism: Caenorhabditis remanei
Lineage: Eukaryota; Metazoa; Nematoda; Chromadorea; Rhabditida; Rhabditidae
Exons: 4
Coding region: 1-618 (205 amino acids)
Biological process (GO): reciprocal meiotic recombination; homologous chromosome pairing at meiosis; protein sumoylation
Cellular component (GO): synaptonemal complex
Molecular function (GO): SUMO transferase activity
Source: RefSeq, a predicted model, not a curated record